AUGGACAAUCAUACAGCAGUGACCACAUUCCUUCUGUGGGGAUUUUCCAGUUUCCCAGAGCUACAGGGUCUCCUUUUUGUGAUCAUUUUCUUCUCCCAUGUAACCAUCCUAGCUGCAAAUGUGUCCAUCAUGGUGGCCAUCAAGCUCAGUCACAACCUUCACACUCCCAUGUACUUUUUCCUCUGUUGCCUAUCCUUUUCAGAAACCUGUGCCGCUAUGGUAAUUAUCCCCCGCAUGCUGGUGGACUUGCUAUCAGACAGCAAAACCAUUUUUCUUCCUGAAUGUGCUACACAAAUGUUUUUCUUUUUUGGCUUGGCAGCCAACAACUGCUUCAUCAUGGCCGCCAUGUCCUAUGACCGUUAUACUGCCAUCCACAACCCACUGAACUACCACAUGCUAAUAACCCACAGCAUCUGCUGUCAGCUGAUGAUGGCCUCUUUUGUGGUUGGGUUCUUGGUUUCUCUAUGCAUUGUCAUCACUGUAUUCAACUUGUCAUUUUGUGACUCCAAAAUCAUCCAGCACUUCUUCUGUGACAUCUCACCCGUGGUCUGCCUUGCUUGUGAUUACACUUUUAUUCAUGAGAUGUUUAUUUUUGUGCUGUCUGUCUUUGUGCUGGUGGGCAGCUUUAUUUUGAUUAUGGUUUCCUAUGUCUUCAUUGUGUCCAUAGUUGUAAAGAUGCCCUCUGCAAAAGGUAGAUAUAAAGCCUUCUCAACCUGCUCUUCCCACCUCACUGUAGUGUCCAUACACUAUGGAUUUGCUUCCUUUGUCUAUUUGAAGCCCAAGAACAGUGGAUCAUUUGGCGAAGAUAUGCUGAUGGCUGUGACAUAUACCGUGCUGACACCUCUGCUUAACCCCAUCAUUUACAGUCUAAAAAACAAAGAAAUGCAGCUAGCCCUAAGGAAAGUAAUUGGCAAUGCAAAUAAGUUUAUUCUUCUUCUACAAAAAGGUAACUGA
Loxodonta africana (African savanna elephant) is the source of this 954-nucleotide messenger RNA. RefSeq names its product olfactory receptor 10T2-like. The record is from RefSeq and is a predicted model, not a curated record. The coding region runs from base 1 to 954 and encodes 317 amino acids. Gene Ontology annotation, cellular component: plasma membrane. Gene Ontology annotation, molecular function: G protein-coupled receptor activity; olfactory receptor activity. Gene Ontology annotation, biological process: G protein-coupled receptor signaling pathway; detection of chemical stimulus involved in sensory perception of smell. Lineage: Eukaryota; Metazoa; Chordata; Mammalia; Proboscidea; Elephantidae. The transcript has a single exon.